Messenger RNA from Carassius auratus (goldfish), 6390 nucleotides. Its product is annotated as membrane-associated guanylate kinase, WW and PDZ domain-containing protein 3-like. Gene Ontology annotation, cellular component: cell-cell junction; cytoplasm. Lineage: Eukaryota; Metazoa; Chordata; Actinopteri; Cypriniformes; Cyprinidae. The record is from RefSeq and is a predicted model, not a curated record. Gene Ontology annotation, biological process: signal transduction. The transcript has 25 exons. Gene Ontology annotation, molecular function: protein binding. The coding region runs from base 1 to 4413 and encodes 1470 amino acids.
AUGUUUUAUUUGAUCCCUGUGUCCUCAUGUAAUGGGAAGAUCAAUCAUAUUGAGAGCAAUGAGUGUCAGGCUUUUGAUGGGAUGCACCACGGUAAACCAGGCAUGGCUCUCCGUCACUGUGAACCCAGCGUUCUGCUGGGAAGGCUUUAUCCGGGGACACGGUCUCGGAGAGGUCGGGGAAGCGAUCAGAAAUGGAGAUUCAGCUGGAUUGCCGCUGUCCUUAACCUCUUGUUUUCAAUCGGUUCUGCAGCCAGCUGCUUCUCGACUCUUCUCAUUUCCCGCAAUGAUUGCCUCCUCAGCAGUGCUGUUGAGAAUCAAUGGGGAAUCGGAGCACAGCUGAGAAAAGAACCCUUAUUUGAGCCGUCGGUGGCAAACGAGCCAAAUCAGGCAAAAGAGCCAUCUGCUCCUGAACUGUACAGUAAAGUGCUGAAUGCUGAUUUGAGGCAUUAUCUUAGUCUGCAGUUCCAAAAAGGAUCAAUCGACCACAAACUGCAGCAAGUGAUUCGAGACAACCUGUACCUGCGCACUAUUCCAUGUACCACCCGGCUGCCCAGAGAUGGGGAGGUUCCAGGAGUGGACUAUAAUUUCAUCAGCGUGGGGGAUUUUCGGAUCCUUGAAGAGAGUGGAUUACUGCUGGAGAGCGGAACAUAUGAUGGGAACUUCUAUGGCACUCCCAAACCCCCUGCGGAGCCCAACUUGGUUCAGCCUGACCUGGUUGACCAGGUUUUGUUUGAGGAGGAUUAUGGCACCGAAGUCCAACGAAAGCGAACAACCUCUGUCAGCAAGAUGGACCGCAAGGACAGCGUGGUCCCUGAGGAAGAAGAGGAUGAGGAGCGGCCGCAGCUCCCAAACGGCAUUCCAGAGAGGACAGAGGAGUGGAGGAAAGCUGUGCCCAGCUACACUCAGUCCAGUGGUGGAGGCAGCUCAGGUGGCAGCGGGACACUGGAAGUCCGCACCUGGAGCUCUUUAGCCAGAGACGAAAGCCUGGAGCCCCUGCCGUACAACUGGGAAAUGGCCUACACGGAGACAGGAAUGGUCUACUUUAUAGACCACAACACAAAAUCGACUACGUGGUUAGACCCUCGUCUGGUCAAAAAAGCCAAGCCCCCUGAAAAGUGUGAGGAUGGAGAACUUCCAUAUGGUUGGGAGGAGAUUGAUGACCCGCAGUACGGCACAUACUACGUUGAUCACAUAAACCAGAGAACCCAGUUUGAAAAUCCGGUUCUAGAGGCCAAGAGGAAACUCGGUUUGGACACUGCAGUCGCAACUCAGACCCAACAGAGGGCAGCACCUCCUCCAGGUGGAGCGGCUGGUACGCCCGGGUUCACGCGGGACCCGACCCAGCUGAAGGGGGAGCUGUAUCACUCGGCUCUCAGAAAGAGCCAGCAGGGCUUUGGUUUCACCAUCAUUGGUGGAGACCGACCUGAUGAGUUUCUGCAGGUGAAGAAUGUUCUUGCUGAUGGCCCGGCCGCCCAGGACAACAAGAUGGCCUCUGGUGAUGUAAUUGUGGAAAUCAACGGCACACUUGUCUUGGGCAAGACCCAUGCCGAUGUGGUCCACAUGUUCCAGUGCAUCCCAAUUAAUCAGUAUGUUGACAUGGUCCUCUGUCGUGGAUACUCGCUUCCCCCCGACGUGGAUGCAGACAGUGAAGACCUUCCCCCUCCACCUCCACCUCCAUCAGGAGAGAUCGUAACCGCCGUACCCCUCAUCAACGGCCAGCCUCUGCUGGUCAAAGGUGACGCCCUUCACGGUUCCUCCCAGGAGCUUCACUACGUAACCACAGAUGCCAGUGGGCGGCAGGUGGUCGCUGCUCUUCCAGGAGGCAGCAGCAGCAGUGCAGAGACGGGGAUGCUGCAGCCGGAGCUGGUGAGCGUGCCAAUCGUGAAGGGACCUGGAGGAUUUGGCUUCGCCAUUGCAGACUGUCCUCUGGGGCAGAAGGUGAAAAUGAUCCUGGAUGAGCAGUGGUGCCGAGGCCUGUUGAAAGGAGACGUGAUAAAAGAGAUUAACAGGCAGAACGUGCAAACGCUGAGUCAUGCCCAGGUGGUGGAUAUACUGAAGGACCUCCCGGUGGGCAGCGAGGUGAAUCUGUUAGUGUUGAGAGGAGGUCAGACGUCGCCUGUGAAGAGUUUAAGACCUAGACCGGGGUUGAGUGCCAGCACUGAGACUCUGGACCGUUGCCAUGACAUCAUGGUUCCCCAGGCUUUGACCUAUCACUCAAACACACUGCCAUGCAGCUCUCCAAAACAAGACGCUUCCCUCCACUACAGCAAACCCAAAGCCUUGCCGGAGAGCAUAGCACCUCACUAUAAAGAGUUGGACGUGUUCAUCAAGAGAGAUCAGGAGACAGGUUUUGGCUUCCGUGUGCUUGGAGGAGAAGGAGCAGAACAACCAGUCUACAUUGGUGCCAUCAUUCCCCAGGGGGCGGCAGAGAAGGAAGGGCGUCUGAGGGCUGGAGACGAGCUCAUUGGUAUCGAUGGCAUCACUGUGAAGGGGAAAUCUCACAAACAAGUUCUGGAUCUGAUGACUAACGCAGCACGAAAUGGACAAGUGCUGCUUUCAGUGCGCAGGAAGGUCAUUUACAGAGAUGCCCUGGAGGAUGUUGGGAGCGGAGCGUUGACCCUUGUGAAUGGCUCACCUCGGCUUCCACGGAUCCAGGUGCCAAGCAUCAAGGACCAGGGGUCGUUUGAUAUCACGCUCCAUCGUAAAGAUAACGAGGGCUUUGGCUUUGUCAUUCUCACAUCGAAGAGCAAACCGCCACCUGGAGUGAUUCCUCAUAAGAUCGGUCGAAUAAUCGAGGGCAGUCCGACUGACCGCUGCGGACUGCUGAAUGUGGGUGACCGCAUUUCCGCUGUGAACAGCCAGUCCAUUGUGGAGCUCUCUCACAACGACAUUGUUCAGCUCAUCAAAGACGCGGGGAGCUCCGUCACACUCACCGUGGUUCCUGAGGAUGAGUACAAAGGCCCGCCCUCAGGAGCCAGCUCAGCCAAACAAAGUCCAGCACCGCAGCACAAGUUUCUCAAAUCCACUCAGGAUGAGAGAUAUAAUUUGGAUAUGGAUGAGAUCAGGGAUGAGCUCAUACGGACAGAGUAUAAAGCUCUUCCCAUGAGUGAACAGGGAGCGCUGUGUGUUGCCAACUCCAAACAGGGCUGUAUUGCAGUAGAGUUGGAGCGUGGACCUCGUGGUUUUGGCUUCAGUCUGAGAGGAGGAACGGAGUAUAACAUGGGCCUCUACAUCCUGCGGCUGGCUGAGGACGGCCCUGCUCUCCAGGACAGCAGGAUACAUGUAGGAGAUCAGGUAGUGGAGAUCAAUGGAGAACAAACGCAAGGCAUUAGUCACACCAGAGCCAUUGAGCUGAUCCAAGCUGGAGGAAACAAAGUGCUACUGUUACUGCGACCGCAAGCCCUCUUAUCAGAGAACAGUUCUGCAGAAGAUGUUAUCCUUCCUGAGCCACUGGGAUCCAACACUUUCAGCAUUCCUCUCAGUUAUCCUCUCCUUCAUCUGCCAUCCACCACAGCGAAGAAGGAAACGUCAGACCUGAUGAACUCCUUUGCCCGUUCUCACGGCUCCUCGGAUCUGGCCUGUGAGGAACCUCGCUCUAAAGACAGCAAGAGGGAGAAGCGUGCCAAACCACCAAACACCAGCUCUUCCAGAGUCCCGCAGCAACGGCGCAUCAAGAGUCAGUCUGCGGAGAAUCUCCUUGAUCUCGGAGAUGCAAUGAAAUCCAAAAGCCCAUCCAAAGACAAAGCUUGCAGCCACAAAGAAAAUCAGCAACAGAGCGCUCGAGACUCCCACAAGAACAGAAAGUCCUGCCAACAUAGUCGCUCAGUCAGUCCCCAGAAGUCAAAGCGUGAAGGACAGCAAGUGGUAAUUGGCGAAGCGCAGGGACGGAAAGAGGAACACCGCGUGAAAGGGACGGUGAGGGUGGACCAGAAGAAAACUGACGCUGAAAGAAGGAAAAAACAAGAAUCUAGAGGAAGGAAACAUAAUGAGACCCAAGAAGGGGAGGGGAAGUGGAGAGCUGAGAAAAUAGUGAUAAACAAUGGAGAGGAUGAAGUGCUUGAGCCAAAAGCGAAAUCGGAGCUCAAAAGCACCCGAAAGAAGAAAAAACUGAGAGAUAGAGACGUGCGAAAUGAGGACACCCACAUAUUGAGCAGAGAAGGAGACAAGAGGAGCAGACAAACAAAGGAUAAGGGGGAUCAUACGGAAGUAAACAGGAAGGAAAUGAUUACAGAUAAGAACGAAAGCAAAAGAAAAGGAAAUGAGAGCGAAGACACCACGGAUGGGGUUCCAGUCACCACCAGGGCGAAUCUAGUAUUAGACCACCCUGGUCCCUUGAGCGACGGCCUUUGGAAGAUCCCUAGUUUUGCUCGUAUCCUCACGCACGAGGAAGCAAUGCGAGAUGUUUGCGAAUAGUUUGGCGAUCCUUGGGAAUAGAAGGUUUAAGGCCAGAAACAAACAGUACGCAAGUACGUGAAUGCAAACGCUUCUAGCUGCUAUUUCACACAGUUCAUCAUCACAAUUCAUCAUGUAUUGCAAGUUGCAUUCUCAACAUUUCAGCACAAACUGUCGAUGUGUUAUUUAAGCUAGCUAUAAACAUCACAUCUGGUUUAUUGGCACAGACAUUUGAAGAAAACUAGGGCCUUCUUGAGUAAAAGACUAAGCAUCUUCAAGGGAUACUCAAAGUACUCAAGGGGCUGAUUAAGAUUUAUUUACAUCGCCUAGCCAAACUUCUCCUAACAAGUUCCUUAUGCUGUAAAAAAAAAAAGUUGAGUUUAAUUAUAUUAAAUUUAUGGAGAAGUGUAUACAGCAUAUAAUACAUUCUACUGCAUAAACUAAAAAUAAAACUGUCUGUUACUUGUGAAUUGUAGCUUGCAAAUAAGCCAAUGUUGCUCCAAACCUUUAUUUUCUUCUGUGGAGCACAAAAGAAGAUAUUUUGUAGAAUAUUGGUAACCAAAUGGCUUUACCCCCAUAGACUUCCAUAGCAUGGACAACAAAUACUAUUGAAAUCAAUCAGUGGGACUUGAAACUGGUUGGUUUGCAAGAUUUCUUCAAAAUAUUUUCUUUCGUGGACUUAAUCGUUUUGGGUCCCAUUGACUUCCAUAAUAUGGACAACAAACACUAUAGAAGUCAAUGAGACCUAAAACAGCUUGGUUGCCAGAUUUGUUCAAAUUAUCUUCUUCUAUAGACUAAACAUUUUGGGUUCCAUUAAUGUCCAUAGUAUGGACAACAAACACUAUAGACGUCAAUGGAACCUGAAACUGUUUGGUUACCAAAUUUCUUUAAAAAUAUUGUCAUUUAUACCCUAAACCAGGGGUGUCAAACUCAGUUCCUGGAGGGCCGGAGCUCUGCAGAGUUUAGAUGCAACGCUAAUUAAACACACCUGAUCCAACUAAUAAAGUCCUUCAGGCUAAUUUGAAAGCUAAAUGGUAUGUGUGUUGGAACAGGGUUAUAACUAAACUCUCCAGGGCUGCGGCCCUCCAGGAACUGAGUUUGACUGGUCCCAUUGACUUCCAUAGUAUAGACAACAAAUACCAUGGAAGUCAAUGGGACCUGAAACUGUUUGGAUACCAAAUUUCUAAAGAAUAUCUUCUUCUACAGUGCAACGAAAUGGAUCAGUUGUUCACAAUAAGCUCAAUAAUAUGCAUUUAGAAAGUAAAUGCCAACUUUAAACCAGGUUGUUUAUUAAUUAGAUAGGUAGCUAAAAAUAAGUCGACAUCUUAGAAGCACAGACAUCUCAAGGUCAUAACUUUAUCGCGCGACUGAAUAGAGAGGUUUGAAACCACUACAAUAACACAAAGCAUGUAUAUUCAGUGCAUUCACAUGCUUGUUCACGUACUUUCCAAGAGUAUGUUUUUGGCCUUGCACCUUGUUUUUCUCCAUGUGGCUUCAGAGCGUAUUAAGUGAACAAUGUUCAUGUGCUUCUCUUUGGACAGUGGUCAGCAUGAGCUUCUCGUUCAGAUUAUUUAAAUAAAAAGCACUCACAAACAGACUGAUUAGACAUGAAGUUUCAUCUAAAAUGCUUUAUGGAGAUCAUUGCUUAAUCGCCUUGGACAGGCAAUUUCUGAGGCUUUGUGGUCGAGCUCAUGGAUUCCCGUUUUGUCCGGACAGCCUCUUUUAAAUUGCUUCUUGCCAGCUGAUAUUAAACAACAUGAGGACUCUGUCAACAUCACAAUGCAACCCUUCCUUAUGCAAUUUAACAGAACACGGCCCAUUAAUCACCAAAAACAACAAUGCAAGUUUAUGUUUCGGUUAAAAACAACACGUCUUUACCCCAAAGAAUCAUUUUUUUUCCACUGCAUGCAAACUUCUUGUUUUGUUGCAUGCGUUUUAGACCCGUGCAGUUUAUCUCUUAACAUUUUCAAAUGGUGUAAAUAAGAACUGUCUUGAAGA